AUGGCGCGCCCCCUGGGGCCUGUCCGCAUGAGGAGGACCAACUACGUGACCCUGUUCAUCGGCGCGGUCCUCUGUCUCUUCAUCAUCUACUUCCUCUCGCAGUCCGGCUCCAGCACCGGCUCGCAUUCCUCCACCCACAAGCAUCGCCCCGCGAGGCCCGCCCCCAAGUCCACCGUCCAGCACAUCCGCCGCGAUGUCCAGCGCUUCAAUCUCAACCAGGUCACCAUCACCGGCGACCCCGUCGCGAACCGCGAGAAAAUCCUUAUCCUGACUCCCAUGGCCCGCUUCUACCAGGACUACUGGGACAAUCUCAUGAAGCUCAACUACCCUCAUGAACUCAUCACCCUGGGCUUCAUCCUGCCCAAGAACAAGGAGGGCAAUGCUGCGACUUCGGCCCUGCAGGCGGCUAUCACAAAAGCACAGAAGGGCCCGGCCAAGGAGCGCUUUAGGAGGGUCAUCAUCGAGCGACAGGACUUCGAGCCGCCAUUGUCGUCUCAGGACGAGUCGGAACGCCACAAGCUGCAGAACCAGAAGGAGCGACGUGCCUCGAUGUCCCGAGCACGGAAUUCCCUGCUCUUCACUACCUUGGGUCCCGACACGUCAUGGGUGCUCUGGCUCGAUGCCGAUAUUGUCGAGACGCCACGUACCUUGAUCCAGGAUCUCGCGUCGCACGAUAAGCCGGUGGUCGUGCCCAACUGCUUCCAGCGCUACACCGGCGAUGAUGGAAAGGCCGCCGAGCGGGCCUACGACUUCAACAGCUGGCAGGAUAGCGUGACGGCCCAGGAGAUGGCGGCCAAGAUGGGCAACGACGAUCUCCUGCUCGAGGGGUACGCUGAAUUACCCACAUACCGCACUCUGAUGGCGUACAUGGAGAUGGAGGACCCGACCGACACGCGCGCAGAAGUGCCUCUGGAUGGAGUCGGCGGCACGGCUCUGAUGGUACGGGCAGAGGUUCACCGAGAUGGAGCCAUGUUCCCGCCUUUCCCCUUCUACCACCUGAUUGAAACUGAGGGCUUCGCAAAGAUGGCCAAGCGCCUGGGCUACCAGUCGACAGGACUGCCAAACUACAAGGUACGUGUUUCGCGAGAACAAUCGCAGUCCUCGGUCCUAAACCUGAACCGGCACUAA
This is a messenger RNA of Neoarthrinium moseri, 1128 nucleotides long. RefSeq lists its product as uncharacterized. The record is from RefSeq and is a predicted model, not a curated record. Gene Ontology annotation, biological process: cell wall mannoprotein biosynthetic process; protein N-linked glycosylation. Gene Ontology annotation, molecular function: alpha-1,6-mannosyltransferase activity. The transcript has a single exon. Lineage: Eukaryota; Fungi; Ascomycota; Sordariomycetes; Amphisphaeriales; Apiosporaceae. Gene Ontology annotation, cellular component: mannan polymerase complex. Bases 1 to 1128 code for a protein of 375 amino acids.